Molecule: messenger RNA, 2714 nt
Organism: Haliotis rubra (blacklip abalone)
Lineage: Eukaryota; Metazoa; Mollusca; Gastropoda; Lepetellida; Haliotidae
Source: RefSeq, a predicted model, not a curated record
UUACAAAUGGCGCUCAAAACAAAUCUAUGAACUUUGGCCUGUGAUGUGACAUGAUAGAUGUCUGAAUUCUUUUGUCAGGCCCUGACAAAUAUAAGACGAUCCGUUUCAUCAACACUACCCAUCCAUAAAUGAAAAACACUUCUUUUUCGCUGACUCACAUGCAAGUAUCCCGAAGUCAUGGAUUCCCGUCACACAGCCGGUGCAAGUGACUGAGCGAGCCAUUAUAACAAGUUAGAAAGAUGUCUGGAAAAUAAGGGAUUGAGAGCAGUAGGGAUCCCUGUGGAACAUGUCGAGGGGCAGUGGUCGCCUUGGACUGAUGGGUGCUCUCCAUCGCCAGUCCAUGUUUGAUGAUAAACCCACCGGGUCUGACACAGCCAGUGCCACCCAAGCCAGACUUGAGAGGGACCUAAAGGAGGCCAAAGAUGACAAUGCUCUCCUCCGUUCACAACUUGAAGAGGCCAGAUCUACCCUGAAUAUGUUGGUGAAGCAGAGUUCCCAUGAAGGGUUUGAUGAGAGACGAGUCAACCUCCUUAAGUGCCAGCUCAUACAGCAAGAGAGACAGAUCUUACUUCUCAAUGAAGCAGUAGGAAACCGAGCCGCAACACUGAUGGAGGUAGAGAAUUCCCUGUCCUGGUUGGCUGACACCUUCAGGUCUCACAUUGCAGCAGAAGUAAAGGGCAGCACUGUUCCAGUGCUAAGAUCAGACCUUGUCAAGAUGGUCGAAACAGCCGAGUCGGCCAGAAUCAAACUAUUCAAAAAUAUCCAGAAUUCUUCCCAGGAGCAUUUGUCGAAGCCGCUUCUACUGAUAAAUGACUUCCUUCGUCCUGGUCUCCAGAAGGACUAUACUCUGCUGGAUGUGGCAUCAGGCAAACUGGAGCACCUCAAUCUCAAACGAGUGUCCCAGCUGGAGGCUAAGUUAAGCAGCCUGUACAAGGAACUGAUCCGCAUGCAUCAUCUGAUCUCCGACGACAAACUGACUGGUGAGAGGAUGUGUUCAAGUCACAUGACCUCAGCAAUAAAGGAGCGACUCAAUACACAGGUGCUCCGAUCAUGUGCAAUGAUGAAGGACUGUGCUGAUGACCUGUUGACCCUGUCACUGCUUUUCCCAAGUGCACCCUGGCCAGUUCUGAAGCGACCAGUCAUGAAGGAUGUGAGCGCUGAUGAGUUCCUGUCCUAUCUCCCAUCCCUGCCACGUGGCAAGUCACAGACAGUACACCAUUUGGUGGACAAACUUCUCAAAGUGUGCAACUACCGACACCACAUCCAGGACAGAGAGCUGAAGGCUUUGAGAGAGGAAGUGAAGUUCCAUCAAUCUGUCUAUGAUCUGCAGCUGGAGUAUACCCAUUCUCUCCUGGAUGCUGUUAGAGAAAGUUACAGCGAGUUUGAGACAUCUACAAGUGAAGUAAUAGUGAAACCUCUCACAGCUCUGCUGGAAGCAUACACCAUCUUGAAGUCAACAACAGAUGAAGAUGCUCUCAGGACCUUCCUGUCUGUGUUCAAGGACAACGAGGAGCUGUUUUCAGAUGCAGUUGGAAAACUAGCUCUACACUCCAAGGGCAUCAGAGAUGAAAAAAAUUCUUCCCUUACUGCUUUUGGUGAUGAAUUCAUGACUAUGUUGGACCAACAUGUCCUGGUACAGCAGAGGAAGCGAGAGAGAGGUGUGCAGGAGAGACAAGACUUGAAGGUGGAACAGGAGAGGCUAGAUGAGGAGCUCCGCACGCUACUCAAGGACAUUGAAUACGAGAAAGAAAAUGUGAAAGAUGUCAGCUGUACAAGCAACUCAAACAGCCAACCAGGGAUAGGUAUUGAAAGUGGUGGAGCUUCUCCAAAACUUAGCUCAAAUGUUGGAAUACGAAAAAAGUAAAUCGACUUGAAUAUUGAGAAACAUGACUCUUCUCCUGAGAAAGACGACUCCUUUGAAAAUGAGAAGACUGAAGCUGUGGAUGAGAGGGAGGUAAUGUCUAGCAGAACCCCCCAGAGUAGGCAGGGCAGGGUGCACAGGAAGCCUCCCCUCAAGAACAGAAGUGAUGCCACACCAUCACCCCACAGACCCUCCUACAAACCUCAACUGUAUGUGCCAAAUAGAACUCUCAAACUUCGCAGGUCAGGAAGCUUAACUCGAAUUUCUAACGAUACAGCCAGUCCUUACGCCAGGGCAGCAGAGGGUGCAGGGAGGGAAGACAGGGAAGGGGAGGAUGUUCGUGUCUGUAAAGAUGAGGGUCAGGACAGGAUCCGCUCAGAUAUCCCGAAACUCUCACGCUUACCGCAGAGGAAGGCUCCAUUCAAAUGACCCAUGAUGUGUGGUGCCAUGAGAGCUGUGUUUUAUGGUUGUGAUAAAAGAGGAUGCUUCUUAACUUUUACCAGUAGACAGCUACAUGGGGAUGACUACAGCAAGGAACUGCAGCUGCAGCUGCUUGUGACUCUUCUGCAGGGAUCAAGGCAGAGAAUCCAAUCGGUCGGUCAUCCUUUUAUAACUGGUCAAUGAGCACAGUGUACUAAAGAAGCAGAAGUCAAAUCCUUGAUUUGUAAGAGUGGAUGAAUUCUACACAUUCCAGUAUUUUCUAAGCUAAUGCAAUGGUACAUGUAUAUGCAAUGCCCAUCUACAGAUGGCAAUACUGAUACACAGUGUACAUGUGUUAGUUAAAAAGUAUAUAUUUGAUUGCUCAAUGGUUUAUUUUAAUGCCAACAACACCAAUAAAAUACAACGAAUUCAA